Leucoraja erinaceus (little skate) is the source of this 7045-nucleotide messenger RNA. It is a transcript of the gene erap2, whose product is annotated as endoplasmic reticulum aminopeptidase 2. Gene Ontology annotation, biological process: proteolysis; peptide catabolic process. The coding region runs from base 638 to 3457 and encodes 939 amino acids. Gene Ontology annotation, cellular component: cytoplasm. Gene Ontology annotation, molecular function: metalloaminopeptidase activity; peptide binding; zinc ion binding. The record is from RefSeq and is a predicted model, not a curated record. The transcript is spliced from 19 exons. Lineage: Eukaryota; Metazoa; Chordata; Chondrichthyes; Rajiformes; Rajidae.
UAUCAUUUAGACUCAGCUCAGAUGAGACAAAGAUGUAUUCUAAAGUCACGAUAAUUUACUGUUUGGAAGGGGCAUCGCGCGUGGUGCCAUUAGAGGUGGAUCAGACGAGAACAACGAUAGAUAAAUGUGAGAAGGAGUGUGCAAAUUAACAAAGUAGAGUUACAAAGGGACACGACGUUCUGGAUUAACUCGUCGGGGUAGGCAACACCCCUGGAGAACAUGGCAUGGAGACAUUUCGUGUCGGGAUCUUUUUGUUUUGUAGAACAGCAUGUGCAUUUCCCGGUUUCUAAUAUCUAGAAUUAGGCCGAAGGGCUUUUGACCCGCGGUGUGAAUGUAGAGUGAGUUUAUGUGCCCGCGUACGAAAGCAUUUGACAUCAAAAGCAAAACUAAACAUUGGAAAAAUUGUCAAAAUUCAUACCCGCACUUAUUAGGAAUUAAAUAUGCGUAGUUUUAAAUUGCUUUUCUGCAACACGUGAGUGAUUUAAACAGCAGGGGCGGAGAGGAGGCUGCUGCAGCCGCCACCAAGAUCUUACAGCAGCUCUGCUAUAAGAUCUUUGGCCGCCACUAGAGCGCUCUUGGUCUUUGCUUUGAAGGGAGUUGAGAUGAUCCCGCCACCGCUGGAGACCGCAUUUGGGCAAUGGUGUUCCAGACGAUGUUCUUUGCCGUUGGAGUGCUCUUUCAGGUCAUACUGUGCCUUGGUGACCAUGAAAAUAAAGACUUUCCGUCAGCCACAAAUGGUCAGGUGUUUCCAUGGAACAAGAUGAGGCUCCCUGACAACAUUGUUCCAGUCCAUUACAACCUAUACGUACACCCAAAUUUGACCACUUCAAACUUCACUGGAUUAGCUAAGAUCCAGGUUCAUGUCAGACAGGAAACCAGCGUCAUCAUCCUUCAUGCCAAGCACCUGGAGAUCAGCAGGGCAACGAUUGCAUUAACCGAAUAUGGAGUUUCUCACCCAGAAAGCAUUUUGAACAUUUUAGAAUAUCCACCUUUUGAGCAAAUAGCACUAGAGAGUGCCAAGCCUCUCGAUAAUGGAGAAACUUACAUGGUUAACAUCUAUUAUACGGCCAAUCUAUCUGAUGGCUUCUAUGGCUUUUAUAAAAGUAGUUACCAAACACCAGAAGGGGAAAAAAGAAUCCUCGCUUCAACCCAUUUUGAACCCACCUCGGCACGGAUGGCCUUUCCAUGUUUUGAUGAACCAUCUUUUAAAGCCAAUUUCUCAAUCAAGAUAAAAAGAGAAAAACAACAUAUUGCACUGUCCAACAUGCCCAUUGUUAAAUCUGUGUCGACAGCAGGAGGACUUUUUGAAGACCACUUUGCCGUGAGUGUGAGGAUGAGCACCUAUUUGGUGGCGUUCAUUGUCUGCGAUUUUAAAUCCGUCAGUGCAGUAACAUCAACAGGAAUUAAGGUUUCUAUUUAUGCUACUCCAGAUAAAUGGAAUCAAACACAUUAUGCUCUGGAAGCAGCAGUGAAACUAUUGGAAUUUUAUGAAAAUUACUUCAAUAUCUACUACCCACUCCCAAAGCAGGAUCUAGUUGCAAUCCCUGACUUUGAGUCAGGAGCCAUGGAAAAUUGGGGAUUAACCACUUACCGGGAGACCUCUCUACUCUAUCAUCCGGGAACAUCUUCUGCAUCAGAUAAACUGUGGAUUACCAUGGUGAUAGGUCAUGAACUGGCUCAUCAGUGGUUUGGUAAUUUAGUGACAAUGGAAUGGUGGAAUGACAUUUGGCUGAAUGAAGGCUUUGCCAGGUACAUGGAGUUUGUGUCUGUCGAUGCCACUUACCCUGAUUUGCAAGUUGGUGACCAUUUUUUGGGCACAUGUUUUGCAGCAAUGGGAAGAGAUGCAAUGAAUUCCUCGCGUCCCAUAUCUACAUCAGCAGAAAAUCCCACUCAGAUAAAGGAAAUGUUUGAUACCCUUUCCUAUGACAAGGGAGCUUGCAUUCUGCACAUGUUGAGACAUUUUUUGACUGAUGAAGUUUUCCAAAGUGGGCUGGUUCAUUAUCUACGGAAAUUCAGUUACGGGAAUACCAAGAAUGAAGAUCUGUGGGACAGCAUGGCCAAUAUUUGUACAAAGGAAGACUUUACUUCAGGUGAUUUCUGUUACAGUGGUUCGCAAGCUGCAAAAAGUGCUUACCGCUUUGCAGGAGAACAUCUAGACAUCAAGGAGAUUAUGAACACUUGGACACUUCAGAAGGGAAUACCAGUGAUAAUUGUUGAACAUAAUGGCACUUCAGUUAGACUACAGCAAGAGCGCUUUCUUAAGGGAAUUCUCCCAGAGGACCCUUCAUGGGCCUCGCUACAAUCCGGCUACCUCUGGCAUGUACCACUAACUUAUAUCACAAGCAAUUCGAAAACAAUUGGUAAACAUCUUCUGAAAACUAAAUCUGAUCACAUUGAACUAGAUGGAGAAGCUCAAUGGGUAAAAUUUAAUGUGGACAUGAAUGGCUAUUACAUUGUACAUUACACAAGAGGUGGAUGGGAUGCCUUGAUUAAUCUGCUCGAUCAGAACCACACACUUCUGAGCCAGAAGGACCGAGCAAAUCUGAUUCAUAAUGCUUUCCAGCUUGUCAGUGCAGGGAAACUACCACUGGACCGUGCUCUUGACUUGACCCGCUACCUCAGACAUGAGAAUAAAAGCAUCCCAGUGUUACAGGGUCUGGGCUACCUGGAGGUAUUUUACAAAAUGGCUGUGAGGAGAAAUAUCACUGAUGUUGCCACCAAUCUAAAGAACUAUAUUCUGCAGUUUUUCAAGCAUCUAAUUGACAGACAGACAUGGAGCGAUGAAGGCACUUUGUCAGAUCGGCUGCUACGGUCCAAUCUCCUGGAACUUGUCUGCGACCUCGAUUACCUUCCUUGUGUUCAGAAGGCAUUGGCUUAUUUUAAUCAGUGGAGGAUGUCCAACGGUACCCUGAAUUUGCCAACAGAUGUCCUGGAGAUUGUAUACUCUGCGGGUGCCCAGAGCAGUGAUGGAUGGGACUACCUUCUAACGAAGUACAUGCAUUCGGUUUCCGGGGCUGAAAAGAAUAAAAUUGUGUCUGCUUUGGCAAGCACCAGAAAUCCGGAAAAACUAGCACGGCUGUUGGAACUCGGUUUACAAGGGGAUAUCAUCAAGUUACAGAAUCUAGCCCACGUAGUUGUGGCAGUGAGCAGGAACCCAUAUGGACAGCUCCUUGCCUGGAACUUUGUGAAAAUAAAUUGGAGCAAAUUGAUCGAGAAAUUUCAGCUUGGUUCAAGCACUAUUCGAUGGCUGAUCAUUGGAACUUCAUCUCAGUUUUCAUCAAAGGAAGAAUUGGAAGAGGUGGAGAUGUUUUUUGAUUCUAUCAAGGAGCAGAGUUCCCAGCUGAGAUGCACCCAGAUUGCACUUGAAAAUAUUCAGAAGAACAUAAGGUGGCUGGAGAGAAAUCUGGAUUUACUCAGGAGCUGGUUGCAGAAUAUAAUUAUAGAAGUUGGAACAUAGAACAGUGCAACAGAGUAACAGGCUUUUGGGCAUACAAUGUCUGUACUGAACAUGUGGUCAGUUUCAACUAAUCUCCUCUGUCCUGUAUCCCAUCCCCUGCAAACCCAUUGUCUGUCUAAAAGCUUCUUAAAUGCCACUAUUGUAUCUGCUACCACCGCCAAUCCUUGCAGUAUGUUCCAGGCACCUUCCACACUCAGGGCUGUAAAAAACACCUUUAAAAAUGUUACCCCCGUUACCUUGAACGAACAAAUAAAUGAUACAUUAUUGUCACAUGCACCUAGGGUACCUCGGUUCAGUGUAAAGCUUUGUUUUGCAUACAACCUCGGCAGUACACAAGUAUGGCCAUGUGUUGGUGCUGAAAAAGUUACAAAAGUACCGAGCAGUCCCAUCUACUGCCUGCCACUACACUUGGCAGCAGCCCCCCCUCGCCCCGCCAGUUCCCCCUUCGCCUUAAAGCUAUGCCCACUAUCCUUUGAUAUUACCACCCUGGGGGAAAAAGCUUCUGACUGUCUACCCUAUCAAUGCCUACAUAUUUUAUAUACUUCUAUCAUGUCUCCUCUCAGCCUCUGAGAAACCAGGCAAAAUAAUAUAAAUUUGUCCAACCUCUCCUCAUAGUGAGUACCUUCUAAUUCAGUCAACAUCGUGGCCUUCUGCACCCACUUAAAAGCCUCCAAAACCUUUAUGUAAUGGGGUGACUUCAACUACACACAAUACAACGUACAGCCUUACCAGUCCUGUAAAGCUGCCAAACUGACUCCCUGAUACGUAAAGUCAAUGCCAUGAUUGAAGUAGACAAGAUAUGUCUUUACCACUAUUUCUACUUGCCAUUUCCAUGGUGCUAUGGGGUUGGACUCCAAGGAGCUUCUGUACAUCAAAGCUGUUAAGGGUCUUGCAAUUUCCCGUAAAUCUUCACCUUGCAUUCGAUCUCCCAAAGUGCUUGGAUUAAACUCCACCUGCCAUUUCGUCACCCAUUUUCUGAGCUGAUCUAUAUCCCACAUUUUACAUUGAUAGACUUUCUCACUGUCUGCAACUCCAGCAAUUUUGGUGUCAACUGCAAACUUACUAAGCACUCCCAUAGCUAUGUAGACUACACUUCUUCCCACCUUGCUUCCUGUAAAGACUCUAUCCCCUACUCCCAAUUCCUUCGUCCAUGCCGCAUCUGCGCCCAGGAUGAGGUUUCCAUACCAGGUCAUCGGAGAUGUCCUCAUUCUUUAGGGAACGGGUGUUCCCCUCUUCCAUUAUAGAUGAGGCUCUCACUUGGGUCUGCUCGAUAUCCCGCAGCUCCGCUCUUGCUCCCCCUCCCCCCAUUUGUAACAAGGACAGAGUCCCCCUUGUCCUCACCUUCCACCCAAUCAGCCGUCUCAUUCAGCAUAUAAUCCCAACAUUUUCGCCACCUCCAACGGGAUCCCACAACUGGCCACAUCUUUCCAUCUCCACCUCUUUCUGCUUUCCGCAGAGACCGUUCCCUCCGCAACUCCCUGGUCAACUCGUCCCUUCCCACCCAAACCACCCCCUCCCCAGGUACUUUCCCCUGCAACCUCAGGAGAUGCAACACCUGUCCCUUUACCUCCCCCCUUGACUACAUCCAAGGACCCAAACUGUCUUUCAGGUGAGGCAGGGGUUCACUUGCCCCCUGUAUCCGCUGUUCCAUGUGUCAACUCCUCUACAUCGGUGAGACCAAGCGCAGGCUUGGUGAUCAUUUUGCUGAACACUUAGUUGCCUUAACCUACCUGAUCUCCCGGUUGCUCAGCCCUUCCAUUCCCAAUCUGACCUUUCUGUCCUGGGCUUCCACCCUUGUCGGAGUGAGGCCCAGUGCAAAUUGGAGGAACAGCAUCUCAUAUUUCGCUAGGGUAGUUUACACCCCAGCGGGAUGAACAUUGACUUCUCUAACUUCAGAUAGCCCUUGCUUUCCCUCUCUCCAUAUACCCAGUUCUCCCACCAGUAUUAGUGUCUCCGACUACAUUCUAUCUCUGUCCCGCCCCCUCCCCUGACAUCAGUGAAGAAGGGUGUCGAUCCGAAACGUCACCCAUUCCUUCACUCCAGCAAUGCUGCCUGUCCCGCUGAGUUACUCCAGCAUUUUGUAUCAAGCCAUCUACAUUUACGUCCAGGGGAAGAGGAGUGGAGAAAGCAUAUUUGUAAUUGCAAAUGUUACUCAAGUGAAUCCAGGUCAUUUUGGAAAGCACUUGACAUGUAGGAGAGUGCAUCAUUCAGAAACACUGCAUCAACCGGUAAACAAACACUUUGGAUAUUGUUUCUUCAUUGACAGAAUGAACAAUAUUUGAUUGUCACACUGAGUUAUGAUUACAUUGCAGAAGAAAUUUUGUUUUUAAAGCAAAUAAAAAUUAUAGUUAAACCAUUAUAAUUGUUAAACUCUAUUGCAAACAAUCUUAUUUUCAUACUCCACUGAAAUAGGAUGGUUCCCUUUGUAUUAAAGAUACGAUGUUGUUUUGUACUCAAAAUUACACCACAUUUUUUAAGCUGAGAUGCAUUGAUAUAGAAUUUAAUUGAGAAAUUGAAUGUAUACUUACUUUCUCUCAGUUGCCCCUCUAUACCUGAACUCCGAAUUGCAAAUUCUCUCAUUUGAUUGUGCUCCAAAUAAUUUGUGAUUUUUAAUUGUCUUGAAUAAACAAAAUCCGGUACUAAAUCUAUUGCCACUAAAACCAAUGAUCCCACCACUCGCCACAUCUUCCCAUCUCCCCCCAUUGUCUGCUUUCCCUAAAGACAGCUCCCUCCGUCACUCCCUUGUCAAUUCUUCCCUUCCCUCCCGAACCACCCCUUCCCAGGUGCGACAGAGGUUCACCUGCACCUCCUCCAACCUCAUCUAUUGCAUCCGCUGCUCUAGAUGUCAGCUGAUCUAUAUCGGUGAGACCAAGCGUAGGCUCGCAUUAACCAACCUGACCUCCCGGUGGCUCAGCACUUCAACUCCCCCUCCCAUUCCGUAUCCGACCUCUCGGUCCUGAGCCUCCUCCAUGGCCAGAGUGAGCGUAAAUUGGGGGAACAGCACCUCAUAUUCCGCUUGGGGAGUCUGCAUCCUGGUGGCAUGAACAUUGAAUUCUCACAAUUCUGUUAACCCUUGCUGUCUCCUCCCCUUCCCAGCUUUCCCUCAGCCCUCGGGCUCCUCCUCCUCCUUUUUCCUUUCUUCUCCCACCCCCCCCCCCCCCCCACCAGUCUGAAGAAGGGUUUUGGCCCGAAACGUUGCCUAUUUCCUUCGCCCCAUACAUGCUGCUGCACCCACUGAGUUUCUCCAGCAUUUUUGUCUACCUUCAAAGAAUCUAUACUCAUUAAGUGAACAGAAAUUUUGCAAAAUACUGAGGUCUUUGGUAUACUGGUGAUUGACUUCAACAAUGGUCCACACUCAUGAUGAGUGAUAUGCUGUGGCAAAUCUCAUUGUGAAGAAUUGUACAGGUAUAGAGGUCACAUAUAAGGAUAUUUGUCAUGAAAUAUCCUUAUUAUAGAAUGUAUUGUAAAAUAGCAAGAUUACAAUAUUUGCAUGUUUCCUAUUCAAUAUAAAGUAUUUGCUGUAAAUUUCAUUUGAGGAUUACUGGAUAAAUAUUGGAUGUUUAGUAUGAUGUAAUAAAGCCGUCUUCA